This is a messenger RNA of Theileria equi strain WA, 840 nucleotides long. RefSeq lists its product as hypothetical. The transcript is spliced from 2 exons. The record is from RefSeq and is a predicted model, not a curated record. NCBI's taxonomy places the organism in Eukaryota, Apicomplexa, Aconoidasida, Piroplasmida, Theileriidae. Gene Ontology annotation, cellular component: nucleus. Bases 1 to 840 code for a protein of 279 amino acids.
AUGAGUUCAGAUUUGGAGGAUAAUCCAAAGAGGCAUAAGCCAAACCCAGAAGAUGACCAAGAGGGCUCUGAAGAUGAACAGCAAGUGGAAGCAGACUUCCUCUUCAACGAUCCAAGUGAAGAAGACAAGGACGGAAUCUUGACCCUCAUACAGGGUUCCAUGAAAAAGUUCAGCUGGGAAGUCCCCCAAAAGUAUGGAAGCAGCUAUUCGUACCUCGCCGAACUCAUUUCUAACCAAGGAAAUAUUGGCACGCUUAUCAAGGUCGAGGAUGAGGAAAGCUCCUACGUCAUGGCUGUGCUUACGCUUCUUAACAUUAACCAAUAUGAUGGUCUGGAUGGCAUAGGCAAAUCACUAAUCGCAGCCGCAAAAGUCCAUGGUGCCAAAGACGAUUCAAAAAAGCUACAAGACAUUUUAUCGGACAAAAAGAACCAGAUCGCCCUGGUUAUCAAUGAGCGCAUGCAUAAUGUUCCUGCGCAGCUCAUCGGACAGUUUCAGGAGUGCCUACAGGACGACAUCAAGUGGUCACUCUCUUCUGUGGACGAAGAGGAAGAAAGAGAAUUCUACAAGUUCACGCACCUCAUUGGAAUCACGAGAGUCUACAUGGAAUCUGGAAAAGGCAAAGAGGGGGAAUAUGUAUAUCUAAAGCCGGAAGAGCAGUUUUACGUGGAAGAAGCAACUGUAAAGUUCAUGUGGGCUACUGGGGAGUCAAACAAGAUCUACACAGACGCAAACGAAACGGGAAAAAAGUUCAAGAUACUCCCAGAGCAUGCGCUAUUCUUCUGCGUUCCAUUCAGUAGAUAUGCCUCCAUCGUAAAGAAGAUUGCAAAGACAUUCAAAUGA